UCCUGAACAGAAACAAUGUCUGGACGUGGAAAGACUGGAGGCAAAGCCAGGGCUAAGGCCAAGACCCGCUCAUCCAGAGCCGGGCUGCAGUUUCCCGUCGGCCGUGUUCACAGGCUGCUGAGGAAGGGCAACUACGCUGAACGCGUCGGCGCCGGAGCUCCAGUGUAUCUGGCCGCAGUUCUCGAGUAUCUCACUGCUGAGAUCCUGGAGCUGGCUGGAAACGCUGCCCGUGAUAACAAGAAAACCAGGAUCAUCCCCCGCCAUCUGCAGCUGGCUGUCCGCAACGACGAGGAGCUCAACAAGCUGCUUGGUGGAGUCACCAUCGCUCAGGGUGGAGUUCUCCCCAACAUCCAGGCUGUGCUGCUGCCCAAGAAAACCGAGAAGCCCGCAAAGAAGUAAAACUGCUGGACUUCACAUCAAACACAACGGCUCUUUUAAGAGCCACCCACAUCUUUCUCAAGAGCACAUUUCUG
Molecule: messenger RNA, 473 nt
Organism: Cyprinodon tularosa
Lineage: Eukaryota; Metazoa; Chordata; Actinopteri; Cyprinodontiformes; Cyprinodontidae
Product: histone H2A-like
Exons: 1
Coding region: 16-399 (127 amino acids)
Cellular component (GO): nucleosome
Molecular function (GO): DNA binding; structural constituent of chromatin; protein heterodimerization activity
Source: RefSeq, a predicted model, not a curated record